Molecule: messenger RNA, 1893 nt
Organism: Vittaforma corneae ATCC 50505
Lineage: Eukaryota; Fungi; Microsporidia; Nosematidae
Exons: 1
Coding region: 1-1893 (630 amino acids)
Biological process (GO): nuclear-transcribed mRNA catabolic process
Cellular component (GO): nucleus
Molecular function (GO): 5'-3' RNA exonuclease activity; RNA binding
Source: RefSeq, a predicted model, not a curated record
AUGGGCGUUCCAUCACUAUACAAAUGGAUAACUCAGAGAUAUCCCGAAGUCAAGCUAAAACCAAACAGAGAAGAGGACCAUCUCACCGACAACUUGUAUCUUGACUUCAAUGCCAUAAUCCAUCCCUGCUGCAACAAAGCACUGGAGAACAUGGCCGACACAGAUACUGAACUGUACAAGAAUCUAGAAAAAUACAUGGACGAGGUCAUAGCACGAAUAAGGCCAAGAAGACUGUUGUACAUUUCUGUGGAUGGAGUGGCUCCAAGAGCCAAACUUAAUCAACAACGCUCAAGACGGUUUGUGCAUGCUAGAGAAGUCUCGGAACAGGGGAACUUCUAUUUUAAAGAUGACUGUGGAAAUGAGCCAGCUCACCAUUCAAGAUUGACAGUUUUGGACCAGGAAAUAGAAAACUCUGCAGUGAGUAAGAAUAUGAGUGAUGAAGCCACGCCUAAUGGAUGUGGCGUAUUUGAUACAAAUGCAAUAUCACCUGGUACCGAAUUCAUGCAGAGAUUGGAUGCUUUUCUCCAGGAACUGAUCAGCUUUAAGAUGAGCUUUGAUCAAAGAUGGACAGGGUUUAAUGUCAUUUAUUCCAGUUACCGCGUGCCUGGAGAAGGCGAGCAGAAAAUCAUGGAAUACAUACGAAAACACCAGAAUCCCAAAUUUUCCUCUGUUAUUUUCAGUCCAGAUGCUGACUUAAUAUUUCUCGGGCUAUCUCUCUUUGACCACUCAGUAAUGGUACUGAGAGAGGAGCCUCCGAAGCAUGGCAAUAGCAAUGGAUCAUUGUCAAAUGAGAAAGACUUUGUAUUGGUUGACAUUCCAAGAUUAAAGCAUUUGAUUAUUAGGGACUUUAAAUAUGUGAUGAAAAUGCCUUUUAACCACAGAAAGUUCUUAGAAGACUGGAUUUUUCUGUGUUUUACUGUUGGCAAUGAUUUUUUGCCAUGCACGCCAUGCUUUGAGAUAAGAACGGAUGCUCUUGAUAAGCUCACACAUAUCCUCCAGACUGUCUAUUUAAACACAAGAAGUUUCAUAACUGAUAACGGAAAAAUCAACUACGAUGUUCUUAGAGAGUUUUUUAUCGAAUGUGCUAGACGAGAAAAUACAUUUAUAGUAGAAAAGAGGAAUAACCUAGUCAAUGUAAGGCAGAGAAUGAAUCUUCCAUAUGACCCCUCCGAGGAGUUUUUCCUGGAAACAGAAAGAGGCAAAAUCAGGUUUUAUGUUGAAAAAAUGGGAAUAACUUCAGAAAAAGAUCUUCUAAUUGCUUGUGAAGAAUACAUUAAGGGACUGGAGUGGGUGUAUAAUUAUUACUUCUAUGACAUGCCAAGCUGGGAAUGGUACUACCCUUACCACUUUGCACCCUUUAUGACUGAUCUUGCAUUGGUCAAAGAUGUCAAGUUCAAGUUUACCACUGGCAGACCUCUUAAGCCUUUGGAGCAACUACUGACCGUUCUUCCACCCUCCUCAAAGGAUCUUCUUCCCAGCUGUCUUCAUUCGGUUUUUGAUGAGUUUAAAGAAUACUAUCCAACGGAGUUUAAAUUGGAUAUGUUCCAGAAAUGUAUGGAUUGGCAGGCAGUCCCCAUUCUGCCCUUUAUAAACGUACAAGACUUGAUCAAAGCAUUUGAAAAUAGGCAAAAUGAGCUGAAAUUCUCAGAAUGUGAGAGAAAUAUCACUGGCUAUCCGAUUUUCUAUUCAAAACAGCCAAGACUGAUUGCAAAGAUCUAUCCUUUGUAUACCGAGUUGAAACCGUACGACUAUAUUAAGUUUGAUGAGUUUAACGGACGGGUGUAUGCACUGAAUAAGUUCAGGGCACUUGAGGAAGAGGUAAAUCUGUAUGGAUUCAAUUAUAUCAAUAGAAUCGUAAAAUUUACUUUUGAUCAAAGAAAAAUAGGGAAAUGA